Elaeis guineensis (African oil palm) is the source of this 2933-nucleotide messenger RNA. RefSeq lists its product as uncharacterized. The record is from RefSeq and is a predicted model, not a curated record. Lineage: Eukaryota; Viridiplantae; Streptophyta; Magnoliopsida; Arecales; Arecaceae. Gene Ontology annotation, biological process: regulation of mRNA stability. Gene Ontology annotation, cellular component: nucleus; cytoplasm. Gene Ontology annotation, molecular function: poly(A) binding.
CCCCCCGGCUCCACCUCCGUAAAACGCUAACACCGGCGCUGGUUAUCCGACCUCCGGUAACGGUGCACUCCCCUUCCGGGGGGAAACGAAAACGGUCGCCGUGGAAACGCGCGAUCGAAUGCCCCCUUUUUCUAAUCCGAGAGAAAAAUAAAUCCCUGAUUAGGUUUCCCGUCUGGUUCUCUCUGGCGUUUCGUUUCUCGGUGGAAAUUUGGCACCCUCCCCCAAGAAAGUUCCGAUUUAGGGUUUUUGGGAUCUCCUCUCCGCUUCCAGAAAUGGACGGGCCGGAUCGGGCCGGUGAUGAUCUGACUUUCAAGGUGAAUUUCACGGCUGAGGGCGUGUCGAAGCUCCGGGAGAGGGUGGAGGAGAAACUCAAGGAGUUCAUGGGGGAUUACACCGACGACACCCUUGUGGAAUAUGUUAUUGUCCUACUCAGGAAUGGCAGGUGCAAAGGUGAGGCCAGGAAGGAACUGGAUGUGUUUUUGGGUGACGAUAGUGUCACUUUUGUAUCCUGGCUCUGGGAUCAUCUCUCUUCAAAUUUGUAUCUAUAUGUGCGGCCACAAGAACCUUUUCCUGAUAAAGUGAUUAGGGCCAGUUCCAUACCAAGUCAACUAUUGGGAAGACACAAUUCUCAACAGGAGUGUCUGACUGGUAGUGUGCAGGCUGAUCGUGAGUAUGAGAGAGAAAAGUCGAUUAAAGUGCCUAGAAGUCGGCACAAUAGGGAGUGGAAAGGAUUGGUGCAAGAGGAUACUGAAGUACUUCCUCUUCGAAGCAUUGUGACUGAAAUUUUGCACUCCGAGGAAAAAACUGACUGCAGAACUAAUCUUGAUAGACGAUCUCAUUCUCCUGAGCCUCAUAUUCACAAAAAACGGAGCAGAGAGGAUGGACGACAACAAACUAAGAGAGAGUCAGCUUCCCAUCCAAUGAUUGGUGCUUCGAGCCGGCUUCUUCAAUUUGCUGUUCGAGAUGCUGUGAGGACUGUGCAACAGUCAGGCUCUAAAACUGAGCCAGCUCUGAAACGACUUCGUUCUGUGGUUUCCACAGCCACUACAGAUUCUGUGCAGGAUAAGAAACCCCAGAGAACAAAAUCAGUUGCAAGGGUGCCAGGUGCUCUGUCAAGUGCACUCAAAGCUGCAGCAGAAGCUGCUGAGGAUGUAAUAAAGGUUAGACCUUCACGCAGUGUUUUUGAUAGAUUGGGUCAUGGUAUUGACACUGUGGAGCCAGUUAAUCAGUCAGCGGAUUUUACAGCACCAGACAUGGAAGAUGGAGAGUAUGAAGAUUUUGACCAGGUUUCAGCAUCAAACCAUGUUGGUUAUCACGAAAGAAGUGAUUAUAACAGGAAGUUUGCUGGAAAUAUGACUAUGGCAGAAAGAGAGACUGGGAUAGAUGAUGAUUCUGCCUUGGAUAAUGAUGGAUAUGAUGAAGUAGGUAUUGUGAGACAUCAUGGUUCAGAUGCUUCUCAAAGUGCCUCUUCCGCUCACAAGGACAAAAAAUCACUGAUGGUGGCGUGUAGUGUUGCACAGAAUGCCGAUGAAGUAGUUAGGAAAACAAGAGUGAUGGAUCAGGAUGCACCUGCUAGUUCAGUUGCAAUGACAUCUAGCAAGAUUGUAAAUAUCUCUGUUAAUGUGAAUACAUGGAAACCUCCCCAUUACCAAAUGCCCAGGGAUGUUGCUGAGGCUGAGAAUCGAAUGACUGUAGAAAAGAGUGAGAUCAAUGCAGGGAAGCCCAAUGUUAGGCUGCCAAAGGAGAACGAUGCUACCAUGGCCAAGAAUAUAAAAGAAAUGGAGCUUGCGGAUGUCCAAGAGUCUCGGAGGACUAUGUCGGCACCUGGUUCAUAUACAACUGGCCUUCCUUCCGAUGGUGUUGAUUCUCGAACUCUCUUUGUUAGCAAUGUCCACUUUGGUGCCACUAAAGAUAGUCUUUCUCGCCAUUUCAAUAAGUUUGGCGCGGUGCUGAAAGUAAUCAUUGUGACUGAUGCUGCAACCGGCCAACCCACAGGGUCAGCCUAUGUAGAGUUCUUGAAGAAAGAAUCAGCAGAGUUGGCAUUAUCUCUGAAUGGCAUGUCAUUUAUGUCUCGUAUUCUGAAGGUUGUUCGAAGCAGCGCUCGGGAGACUGGUCCAAUGUUGGGUUGGCCCCUCGUUUCACGGGGUUCCCCAUUCCCUUCUAGGUUCGCCAGAAUACCAUAUCCAAGGGGUGCGAUUGCUGGUGCCUUCCGAGCCCGCCUUCCAGUUAAACCGGGAGCCCGGAGCCUACAGUGGAAGCGUGAAGCUUCAACUGCUCAGCCCACUGAGGGCACCAAAGGCCCUCCUAAUUCCUCACUAAGCUCCAGAAACAGUGUACUCUCUCCAACUGCACGAAGUCUCACCUAUACCCGAACUGAACCAAAGGCAGAUGCGAAUUCUGGUCCAGCAUAGUUAUUCCCAGUGAAAGAAAAGGAUGACAAUGGGUUUGGCUUGGAAUCCAAGAUUUUUUCCCUUUUUGUGUAUGAUUUGGCAUGCAAAAGACAGCUUCAAGGAGCAUCAAGGAUGGGGAUGGAGGCUUUCCUAUGACUUCUUGCUUCUGGAGUAGCCUACGACUUCUUGCUCUUGGAGUAGCCCUGUGGAUGGGGAUUGGUAUAGAGCUCCAACUUUCGGCCUGUAGUUACAGAAAAUGAGACAAGGUUCAAGCUUUUCUACAUGUUGCUUUUGGUAUUAAAGAACUGUGCUGAGGGAGGUCUGUGAAUAAAGGGGAGCUUUUAGGAAGUCUGGGGGUGUGAGAUUAAUUUUUCUCAAUCAAUCAAACAAAUCACCUUUUCUUUUAAUAUCUUCCAUAGAUCAAAAGAUUAAGUUAUCCUGGUCUAUCUGGUGUCAUGGCUGUUCAAGUUGAGAACCUGUGAGUUGGGAAGUGCAUCUAUUCAAAUAUAUGAUUUUAUCGCUCCUCAUUUGGCUUGCGGCAAA